This is a messenger RNA of Penicillium malachiteum, 2502 nucleotides long. Its product is annotated as Nitrogen regulatory protein nrfA. Gene Ontology annotation, biological process: negative regulation of transcription by RNA polymerase II; nitrate assimilation; positive regulation of transcription by RNA polymerase II. The annotation marks the transcript as partial. NCBI's taxonomy places the organism in Eukaryota, Fungi, Ascomycota, Eurotiomycetes, Eurotiales, Aspergillaceae. Gene Ontology annotation, cellular component: nucleus. The transcript has 3 exons. Gene Ontology annotation, molecular function: RNA polymerase II cis-regulatory region sequence-specific DNA binding; DNA-binding transcription factor activity, RNA polymerase II-specific; zinc ion binding. The record is from RefSeq and is a predicted model, not a curated record.
GGAAGAGUCAUGGAGGGAAUACAGCGAACUCACGGUGGAGGUCGACCACUUCAAUCCUCGGCCUUUCCGGAUAUUGACUCCCAUAUGAUGUCUGAUGAUUUCUCCUUUGGUUCCCCAUUUAGUUCAACGAGUUCUACCGCUCAGGAUGGUAUGCUCAAUGAUUCGAUCUUUCCAGAAUGGAAAAGUGGUGCCCCGCGCGGUGGCGAUAAUCCAGAUGAGAUGCAGCGGCAAGACCCCUUGGCUGCUCAGAUCUGGAGACUUUACACCAAGACAAAAGCGAACUUGCCCAAUCAAGAACGAAUGGAGAACUUGACAUGGCGGAUGAUGGCUAUGAGCUUAAAACGAAAAGAACGGGAACAACUGGCUCGCCCUACCCAGAGCGGGAUUGCGCAGUUGCAUUUGUCCGACCAGGCGUCGACAACGAACUCGAAUCAUAUGAAACUCGAUGAUACACCCGAUGCCAUGAAUUUGGAUGAUUUUAUCGUUCCCUUUGACUCCCCCGCCGAUUAUUCCUCCCAUCCUGCUGUGGAUCGUCAGUUCACGGCAACACCGACCGCUUCCAUUCCGAUUAAGUCGCGCAAAGACCAGCCUAUGCUCGAUACCGCCGCUGCCGCGUCAUUCCCCCAUCCGCCUCAAGAUCAGCGCAAAAACAGCGAGUUUGGAUACGUGGCCCGUCGGGUUCGCAAAACGAGUGUGGAUGAACGCCAGUUCUUUGCAGGACUAGCUGUGCCCACACGCAAGCGACCAGCGGAUGCGUCACCGCAGGUGCCCCCCUAUUACUCUCUUGACCAAACUACACCAGGUUUCGCCAUGCCCGCAAAUGGUAUGGGUCCUCGGCGCCAUCAUCACACCGCGUCCACUGGCAUGCCAUUUAGUCUGGAUACCUUUGGCGUGAAUGAUGAGAGUGCACUCAAUUCCGCAGGCCCCUACCAGCAGCAUUUCACCUUCUCACCUUCCGAUUCCCCCAUGACCGCCGGCAACCCUUUCUCUAACCUGUAUGCGCAAACUCCACUGGCCUCAUCGCUCAAUUCUACCGAGUUCUUCUCUCCGCCUCCAUCGGGAUAUCAGUCGGCAGUCUCGACACCCCAGCCGAUUUAUGAGGGCGAGCAGUCAAUGUUCUUCACGGAUACGACCCCCACUGAACCCCACAACCAACGCCGCAUCCCUGCGUAUCUGCAGCAGCGGUCUUCUAACCUGUCUGCCUCGCUCCAGCCGCGCCAGGUGUACAACUCCACCAACGGAGAUUAUCAGUCACCGGUUACUGGAGCGCCUUCAACGAUGGGAUUCUCAGUCCCGCAGCAGCAUGUUGAUCCCACACAUGUUCUCGGAGGGCCUGGCGAGUAUUCCUCCACCGCACCCACUAACAGCAUGUUUACAUUUGGUGGGGAUUCGGACAAUGAGGAUGACGAUGGUCAUACUUUUGAACGAGGAGGCAUUGCAAUGCCCCAUGACUUUUCCUCUAUGGAUGAGACUUGUGACAUGAACUCUGGAAUGGGAUGGGAUACCGGAUUCCCAGGCUCUGUUCAGUCGCUACCUGGCUUCAAUGGACAUCGCAAGCAUGUUACAAUUGGGUCUACUGACAUGAUGGACGGUCCGCCCGACUGGCAUCAUGGAAGUCUCGGUCGUACACAUGGCUCAGCUGCCUCAGUCAGCGAGGUUCGCAAUCGCGAACAAGAUCCUCGCCGUCAGAAAAUUGCCCGCACGGCCUCAACGCCUAACGCUCCUGGUCUGCUGCGCCAGAGCAUGAACGGCAAUGCCAGUGGUCCGCCCACGAACCACCCAUCUCCCAAUACCCCGCCCGAGUCUGGACUUAGCAGCGCUGUCCCCUCUCGACCCGCCAGUCCUGGUGGAUCCAAAAACGGUGACCCUAAUGCCGGCCCAACUACUUGCACCAACUGUUUCACUCAGACGACUCCUCUGUGGCGUCGUAACCCUGAGGGUCAACCGCUGUGCAACGCCUGUGGUCUGUUCCUUAAGCUGCACGGUGUGGUUCGUCCUUUAUCAUUGAAAACCGACGUGAUUAAGAAGAGAAACCGCAGCAGUGCCAACAGUCUCGUGGUGGGCACUUCUCGUUCCUCUAAGAAAUCCUCGCGCAAGAAUUCUAUUGCACAGGCACCAACAAGCCUUAUGGUAUCUCGUGCAACCAGUAAUACUGCCUCCGAGUCACCACCGGCUAUCACUGGUAGCAUGGGCGCUGGAAAGCCCGGAGUUAUAGCUAUUGCAGCCGCGCCUCCCAAGGCUGGUCCCCCAGCUGGCGUUGCUCAGGCUCGUGCUGGUGUGCAGGUCGCGCCUCGACGCCAGCGUCGCCUUGAAAAGGCACCCACUGGAUCUGAGCCAGAUACAGAUGAUAGCCCUAAGGCGCCUACGCCUCUGGGGAGGUCUAAGGUGGUGCCAUUGGCUCCAGCCAUGCCUCCGGCUGCUGCCAACCCGGCCAACCACAGUAUCGCUGGUGGACAGGGUGGUGCAAGCCAGGAAUGGGAGUGGCUUACAAUGAGUCUGUAG